CAGCGGCGGGGCCGGGCCGGGAGGCGGAACGCGCGGCCCCGCUGAACCCGCCGAGGGGCCUGCGGGAGCAGCAUGGCCGCCAGCCUGUGGAUGGGGGACACUGUUGAGCCUGGUUCAUGCAUGCCUGCUGGUUUUGAGUGGCAUCGACCCUCUUAAAUGAGUCUUCUUUUUGAAGUGUAAGGCUGGAACCCUAUAUGGAUGAAAACUUUGUUUCAAGAGCCUUUGCCACCAUGGGAGAACUUGUACUGAGUGUAAAAAUCAUUCGAAACAGGUUGACAGGAAUUCCAGCAGGCUAUUGCUUUGUAGAGUUUGCAGAUCUAGCUACUGCAGAGAAAUGUUUACACAAAAUCAAUGGAAAACCGCUUCCUGGGGCUACACCGGCGAAGCGAUUUAAAUUGAAUUAUGCAACGUAUGGAAAACAGCCCGACAACAGUCCAGAAUAUUCCCUUUUUGUGGGAGACCUGACUCCUGACGUGGAUGAUGGGAUGUUAUAUGAAUUUUUUGUUAAAGUUUAUCCAUCGUGUAGAGGUGGAAAAGUUGUUUUGGACCAGGCAGGAGUAUCCAAAGGUUAUGGGUUUGUGAAGUUCACAGAUGAGCUGGAGCAGAAGAGAGCACUGACAGAGUGUCAGGGAGCUGUGGGGUUGGGCUCCAAACCUGUACGAUUGAGUGUGGCUAUACCAAAAGCUAACCGGGUAAAACCAAUGGAGUACAAUCAGAUGUACAACUACGGCUACAACCAGUAUUACCAACAGUAUCACAACUACUACGCCCAGUGGGGGUACGACCAGAACACAGGCAGUUACAGCUACAGUUACCCCCAAUACGGCUACACACAGAGCACCAUGCAGACAUAUGAAGAAGUUGGGGAGGAUGCACUGGAAGAUCCCACGCCUCAGCUGGACGUCCACGAAGCAAACAAGCAGUUCAUGGAGCAGAGCGAAGAGCUCUACGAUGCCUUGAUGGACUGUCACUGGCAGCCUUUGGACACUGUCUCCUCAGAGAUCCCAGCUGUGUUAUAGCCUUGUUGCUGAGGCACUGUGGAAUAUCCCACCAGUGCACUCCGGACUGUUCCGUCGCCCCCGGAUCCUGCGGGAUCAGGGGUGGCCCUUUCCCCUCCCAGGCCUGGGACUCGGAGUACAGGAGGGCUGUGGCCCCUUUUCCUGUACAGAACAAGCAUCGUAGGAGCAUCAUGGUGACCUUGAUUCAUGGUGAAAAUUAGAACUGCAACAGUUUUAAUUCCUUUUUUGUCUUGAAAUGAACUCUUGAUACUUGUUGGGAAUUGUAAUUUAUAAACCUUCGACGAGGUGGCACAGGGGAGAGACUCUACUCCACCCUACAAUAAAAAAGUUGGUCUUUUAAGUAAAAAAUUACCCUUUGCAUUUUGGUUCCUGCCCAUCUUUCUGGUUUUGCUGCCCACUCAACUUGUCUGCAGCCAUUUGGCCCAGCGCUCGUGAAUGUGUUACUUUUUAAAAAACAACAACAACAAAAAAAAUCAUUGUUGGAUGCCACUGAAAGAUCUCAAAAGCUUUCUAGUGACUGGAUAAGGUUUCUGUAACUUGAGCACGGGAGGAAAAGUUGUGUUCUGGUUAAGCUAAGCUGUGAUCAUGAGCUAGAAAGCUUGGCGUUCUUAAACAACCUACCUGAAGAGCACUUUGGAGAGCAAAGACAGAAAGGAGUGUUAAGAAAACUACAGACCAAUGCCUUUUACUUGGUGAUCUCUUGCACACCUGACUUGCUCCUCCACCUGUGCAUGAGGAAAUAAUUCCCCCUCACCCAAGCAGUUUGAAAACACUUCAACCAGCAACCCUAUUUAAAUGUUAUUUUGUGUAUCAUGCCUUUAUUUUUUUAUUGGUCUCGUUAAGAUGUUGAGAUUUUGUAGCGUCUUCCACUGCCCUGCCAGAGGGAAACUGAAGAUCUUGCAGCAAAAACGGGUCAGAGCAAUCUCACUGAUAUAUUGUGCAACAAAUUGUUGUGAGCCUGGAAAGCAGUUUUUCUACUGGAUGUUGUAUAAGCUGGGUGGACAAGCAAUAUAAAAUAAGCUGAUAUUAUGUUGCGUUAGAGGGUGAAAGUGAAAAUAAUAGCACUUAUGUACAUGUUAUAAGCCCUUUUCAGGCUUUUGUGCCUUAAAACUCUUGGAGAAAUAGGAACAGAGAAAACUACCUGUAAUAAAUGUCUAUCCAAGGAGUAGUUUGGUAACUGAAAUUGCUGCUGCCGAGCGUUUCGUUGCCUCCCUGCCCAUGUCGAUGCAGAGAUUUGCCACAAGGUUUAAAUACUUUGAUAAAGCUACUUCUGCUA
Messenger RNA from Empidonax traillii (willow flycatcher), 2295 nucleotides. RefSeq names its product tRNA selenocysteine 1 associated protein 1 (gene TRNAU1AP). Lineage: Eukaryota; Metazoa; Chordata; Aves; Passeriformes; Tyrannidae. Bases 195 to 1019 code for a protein of 274 amino acids. The record is from RefSeq and is a predicted model, not a curated record. Gene Ontology annotation, cellular component: nucleus. Gene Ontology annotation, biological process: selenocysteine incorporation. The transcript is spliced from 10 exons. Gene Ontology annotation, molecular function: tRNA binding.